CUCUGAUUGGACAUCUCCACACCACGUGACGUCCCUUUAAGCUCUUUCUUGACUGUCCGCGACCAUGGCCAGGGAAAGAUUUCCACCUAAUGACCAGGGCAGAGUUACCACGCAAAGGAUCGCGACUCGUAUCUGCUCGGUUUAAAGCGAAAACGGAUAUAUAAUACGACGACUGGCGUUUUGACUGCGCACGCGAGAGAGAAAACCCUCCUGUGCUGAUCACUCGAGCACUUUUACGCGGGAGUUGGGAUGUCGAUGUGACGCACCUUGAGUUGUUUUAACAGCUUGGGAAGUUGUAGCUUUUUUUCUUCACCUUUUACGCGUGGAAGAAUGCCGCAAGAUUCAAGUGCCUUGUUUACACACUUCAUUAGGCUUUUCUGCUCUUGAACUACUCGGAAUAUUUGCGCCAUCAGUUCAGAGAGAAGUUGCAUCCGUUGAGAGGAAACGGAUUUUAAACCAGUAGUAACGUUAAAUUAGUUUGUUCUUCUUUUAGAAAUACGUUAGCUGCGCCUCGCUCGCGCUCCGUCGAUGACUCUCGACAACUUAAAACACUCCGUGAUACUCACAACUUUGUUUAAAAUGGCUGACGAUAAUGAUUUACUAGGUGCUACGGAGUUUAUUAAAGAUCGACUCUAUUUUGCAACAUUGCGGAGUAAGCCGAAAAGCACCGCAAACACGCAUUACUUCAGCACGGAUGAGGAGUUUGUGUACGAAAACUUUUAUGCCGAUUUUGGACCCCUCAAUCUCGCUAUGCUGUACAGAUACUGCUGUAAACUCCUCAAAAAGCUCAAGCUGGCAAGGUGUAGUUCUCUCAUGUGUUCAUGUUUUGGAUUAUUGAAGUCGUUUACACUGACCAGAAAGAGGAUUGUGCACUACACCAGCUUUGACCAGCGCAAAAGGGCUAACGCUGCUGUGCUCAUUGGUGCUUAUGCUGUGAUUUACCUAAAGAAAACACCAGAGGAAGCCUAUAGAGCGCUUAUCUCCGGCUCCAAUGCCUCAUAUUUUCCCUUCAGGGAUGCUUCAUUUGGGAAUUGCACAUACAACCUGACGGUUCUCGACUGCUUACAAGGCAUUAGGAGGGCCCUCCAGCACGGAUUCUUGAACUUCGAGACGUUCGACGUGAACGAGUACGAACAUUACGAGCGGGUCGAGAACGGAGAUCUGAACUGGAUCGUCCCGGGCAAACUUCUCGCUUUCAGUGGGCCGCAUCCGAAGAGUAAAAUAGAGAACGGUUACCCUCUACAUGCCCCUGAGGCUUAUUUUCCAUAUUUCCGCAAGCACAACGUCACCACCAUAGUACGCCUCAACAAGAAGAUCUACGAAGCCAAGCGCUUCACAGAUGCCGGUUUCGACCAUUACGACCUGUUCUUCGUGGACGGCAGCACGCCCAGCGAAGUCAUCACCCGCCGCUUCCUGCACGUCUGCGAGAGCACGGAUGGAGCGGUGGCCGUGCACUGCAAGGCGGGUUUAGGCCGGACGGGGACUCUGAUUGGCUGCUACCUGAUGAAGCACUACCGCUUCACGGCUGCCGAAGCCAUCGCUUGGAUCCGCAUCUGCAGACCCGGCUCUAUUAUUGGACCCCAGCAACAUUACCUAGAAGAGAAGCAGGCGAGUCUCUGGGCGCAUGGAGAUAUUCACCGCUCCAAGCAGCGGCAGUAUGAGGACAGAUCUGUGCCCCACCUCAUCUCCAGUAUGGACAACCUCUCCAUCAACACCUCCAUCUUUAAAUCACACAGCUUGGACCGUAUGGAGGAGAACGAUUACGCAGAGAACGAUCUCUGUAUGACGCAAGGAGACAAACUGCGUGCCUUAAAGGGUCGGCGGCAACCGAGGUCUGCGACCACCGGAGCCAUAAGACUCGAGGACAUGAAGAUACACACUAGGUCUGCAUCUCAGCCUCUCAGUCGAGUGAAAGCAGCAGCCACUGGCCAGGGCUCCAUCUCCCCCCUCAAAUCCUCUAAAGUCCCACCAUCCUCCUCCGUCUCUGCCUCUGCCAAACGAAUUGGCCGCUCUUCAUCUUCAUCAACCAACCUCAAGAGCACAAGGUUAGCCAGCUCUCUGGGUAACCUGUACGAACCAAAUGGCGAAGCCAACAGCUCUGGGAAACCGCCUUCCCCUUCCUUGUUCACUUCCCACCCCGUCCGCAUGGGCUACAGCGGCCCUAUCGCCACCCACAAUUACCACUACGAAGUCAACAACAACAACAGUCAGUAUAACAGCACCAGCACCCCGAACAGCAACGGGGUGAGCCUGAGCAGCGGGGCAAAAAGCCUGACCUACAACCUCAACACCAGCCCGAGUGGACCUUCCACCAAUGGAAGGCUGGGGGCCAGUGAACAGGGGCACCACAGAAGCCCCCCGACGGGGCUGAGCGGGCUCUCGGCACGAUACCUCAGCCGGUCCAUUCCUUCCCUUCAGUCUGAGUAUGUUCAGUACUAAAGCCGCCACCUUCCGCUAACCCCCGUCCCGUGCUGCUGGCCUGGUUCCGACCCGUGACACCUUCACUGUGACCACCGAUUUGCUGACGACUUGUGGUAAAAGAGGAACGAAGCUGAAAGGAAAUGCUUUGAGACUGAACUGUCAGCCUCAUGGUAUGAUACGUCCUGUUACAACAGGGCUGAUCUGGAAUCUGCUGCAUGCUGUUAAACGACACGAACUUGCCUUGGCCGUCCUUUCAAAAUUAUUAUUAUUAUUAUUUUUAUUUUUAUUUUUAAAGACAUACUCUCCAUGUAUGAAUUUACAUAGUUAAAUAUUUUUAGAGAAUGAAUUUUGUACUAUUUUUGUCCUAUUUUAUCUAUAAUUCUUAAUGCUCGAUGACAAGGUUUGUUGAUAUUUGUGUUUCUUUGGAUUAGGGAAUUUGUUCUGACUUAAAUAUCACGUUUUUGUCUCCCGAGUAACAUAUCAAGUGCGAGGUCUAUAUUUGAAAGGUGCAAAAUGGUUUGACAGCAACGUGUCACCUUCAAAGGGAUUUUCAGCCCACGAAAGCCAUAAAGAGUGUGUGUUUUCUUCAUUUGGGGUCUAAGGUUGGUUUGUCUCCACGCAACGGUGGACGGCUAAUGAGAACACGACCAAUUUGCAAGCAAACUUAUUUUUCUCUGGAAAAUGGAGAGCUUUGUUUGUUCAAUGUGAGUAACAGGGUGGACUGCUUUUCUUUUUUCCUAGCCAUUGUGACAUCAUAAUGUGCAUUAUUAUUAAACUAAUACAGAUCUGAGCUUGCAUGCAUUUCAAGAGCACCAAGGGCUGUUGAAAACACAACCGUCAACACUUCACUUUUCAGGAGUGUUCAUUUCACCAGCACAUCUGUGAUAUAACAAUCUCAGAAUGUAGGGUUGUUCGUUGUAACAUGCACCGUUUUUGCAUAAAGUAGCUCAAACUACUUUAAAUAUACAUUAAUGAAAAUGAAUAUAAACAUAAUUAAUCGCAAACUCUAUUACAAUAGAUGAGCUUUUGUGUAGGCGAUGAUAUGCAUAAUCAAACCCUUUAUGUUAGUGCACAUAAUGAAUGUACAAACUAAUCCGAAAAAGGUUGUUCCAGUGUUUGUCUCUCAAAUUUGGUAAUUUUAGAAUGUUUACAAUCGAGAGCAAAUAAUUUAUCGUACAGUGUUUUUAAAGGUGACCAGCAGGGUUCAAGCUAAAACCUUUCGAUUUUUUUUACUUUACAUAAAAAUUAAACACAGUCAGCCUCAUGCUAUUCCAUACUUGACCUUAUUUCUUCUGUGAAACACAAAACAAAAUUUUGCGUGAUUCACAGAGCUCUGUUUAAGGACUGGGAUUGUUGAGCUUAAAAAUGAAAGCACCAUAGAAGUACUGCAAGUUGUCAAUUCUGUGAUCAGAUGUCUUCAAUUAUAAUUACACAGAUUUUUAUUUAUUUUUUAAAUUCAAAUUUAAUAAAAAAAAUUAAUCCCAUCAAAACACGUUGCUCCAGAUUUGACGUCAAUGUCAAGAUGUUUACGAUCAUGAUAUCAAAUCUGGCGCAAAAUAUUAAAAAAAACAAACAAAUUAAAUGAAAUCGUAGAUCUACAGCAGAGGGGAAGCUUACUGCAAAUUGCAAUGUACAUUUCUUUUUGUUUGUUACGCAAAGCAAUCAUACACAUUUGGUAAACUUCGGUAUCGUAUUUCUUAUGAAAAUAGCAGAAAGUACUUAUGGUGCACCUUUGGACCUCAGCAGCCUUAAUUUUAUUGAAUGGAAAAGAGCAGCGUGAACAUUCUUCUGAAUAUCAUCUUUUGUGUUCCACAGAGGAAAGUCAUUGAGCUUGAUAUUAGCUGGGUAAAUUAUGACCAUUUUCAUUUUGGAGUUAAACUAACCUAUGAGUUUCUUUUUUGAACAAAUACUCCAGUACAAGUUUAUGCAAUUAUAACUUGAUUGACUGUUCUGUAUCUGUUAGUCCUGUAGCACUCUGUACAUUCCAGAUGGUGUUAUGAAUUAUGUGUAUAUAUAUGUUUUGGGAGAAUCUUAUUUGAUUGAAGUAUUCUACCUCUUUGACACAUACAUGAUGUAAACUACUCUCUUGCUUAUAAAAAUAUAAAUAUAUAUAUAUUUUUGGAGCAGUGUGUAAAGAAAAUCUAACAAUGUUAGAGCAGUGUUUGCUUUUCAUAAACAUACCGAAUGGACAUUAAAAUACAAAGUAGUGGGUUGUACAUUAUUCUUUUACAAUGUAAACACGAUUUCAAAGACCAGAAAACAAUAAAAAGACUAAUUUUGCUUUA
Molecule: messenger RNA, 4706 nt
Organism: Onychostoma macrolepis
Lineage: Eukaryota; Metazoa; Chordata; Actinopteri; Cypriniformes; Cyprinidae
Gene: cdc14ab
Product: cell division cycle 14Ab
Exons: 17
Coding region: 529-2439 (636 amino acids)
Biological process (GO): protein dephosphorylation; positive regulation of cytokinesis; microtubule cytoskeleton organization
Cellular component (GO): nucleolus; spindle pole; mitotic spindle
Molecular function (GO): protein tyrosine/serine/threonine phosphatase activity; protein serine/threonine phosphatase activity
Source: RefSeq, a predicted model, not a curated record